Messenger RNA from Ceraceosorus guamensis, 2911 nucleotides. RefSeq lists its product as hypothetical. Gene Ontology annotation, molecular function: nucleic acid binding. The transcript has 2 exons. The record is from RefSeq and is a predicted model, not a curated record. The coding region runs from base 438 to 2699 and encodes 753 amino acids. NCBI's taxonomy places the organism in Eukaryota, Fungi, Basidiomycota, Exobasidiomycetes, Ceraceosorales, Ceraceosoraceae.
CACACAACACCACUCUUCAAACGCGCUGCCGGCGGAUCAGCGCAGUCGAGCAUCGUCAGCAGCUGCUCUGCUCAUUCGGGCGAUGAUGGAGGGAGGCCAAACGUACCUCUAUUGGCCUUUGACUACCGACAAGAUAUUAAGCUGGUCAGUAUGUGCUCUGCACUAGGCUUUCGAAUGGGUCCAUGCCCCGCGAUCCGCGUACAAGUAAACAUGCAGUAAGAAAGUUCAACUGCGCCCCCUUGCUCAGCGACCAGCUUCGAGUGUCUCUUCCACAUCUUCCUAUUGGCAAAGCAAGCCAAAAAGACCCUAGGAAUUACAGAACAGAGCGGCAGUCCCUGGCUCUUCUCCACGCAUUCGGUAGCCACAGCGCGUCUGAAGAGUCCAUCGAUGGCUUCUGCGCUCGCUCAUCAACGUCAUCUGGUCGCUAGACACCUUGAAUGCAGAGUCCUCGCUCGCUCACUGCAAGCAGCGGCGAUCAUCUCUUCACCUUGCACGUGGGAAGUAGACCGAGCUGCACGGACCUGCCGGCGAACGCCGGACAGGUCUACCUGACAACUUUGAGCCCAAGCAUGCCGCAUUACGAGAAUUACGUGAGGGUCCGAGCUUGCGCGAGCGGACGUCACGAGACACCAAGCGCUUCAUCGUCGCAAGCCGAAGUGACGUACUGCUAUGAAUCACCGCAGCGUCUAUUGAGCAACAUCAAUUCGGUCGAAUCCUUCUUCCUGCGCAUCAAGGGUCCAGCUGCCUCUCUCGACGAGCAAAGCCUGCGCGAAACAUUUGGACAGGUGGACAGCAUACGUUCGAUCGCCUACGCACAGCCUAGAAGCCUCUCUGGUCAAGCAUCGCACUGUCAUCUGGAAUAUGCCAAUCUAGCAGCAGCUCAGACGGCGGCGACAAAGUUCAACGGACGACUGGUCUUGGGGGGCGUUUGGUCAGUGAAGCUGCUCAACGACACUUGUACGCUGCCCGACUACACCUCGUGGGGUCAGCUCCUCGAGAAAGACGAACGUCUGGCCGAACGUUGCACUGCCAAAUCCGGACCGCAAGGCGUCUACUUUGCGAAGGUGGACGUGUCAGGCUUGCGGUGCUUUACGCUCCAAUUUUGGCUCGCGGACUUGCUCAGGCCAGAGUAUGGAGUCGAGGCGAUCAGAUUCGAUAUUACGAUGGAUGACGAGACGCAAGACUUGACGUGUACUAGGACGAGGAGGGGUCUGCUUCGAGAGAGCCCCUUUUGCACCGAAGAGAUACCUCUUCACAAAGAUCAUGGACUCAUCAAGAUCUUUUUGAGUCCCCAAGACGAUUGGCAAAGACCCUUGCCGCGCAUAGCAUUUGUGCUAGAGUACAGCACCCAGCACUUUCGCAGCCACACCUGGCGAGCGACGAGUCGGUCUUCAUCUCUCACUGAACGGGCACCAGCUCAAGAGGUGAUGCGAGUGUCAAAUAUGCCAGGUGGGCCUUCGUAUAGUCUCAGAGAUACGAGUCGGUUACCGACGUGUAUCGAAACGUGCAACGGUGCUGACGGUCAAGGCGCACAGGCCUUGGUGCCUUCAGGGGUUCCAUGUGCCGCGGAUCUUCGAAACGACGUGCCUUGCGUGCACCCACCUCGACGGGAAGAGAAGCUGGGCAAAUAUUCGACGGGACCGGAAGAAGAGGCGCAGACGCAUUGGUCGAAGCGCCUUCCUCUACACUCGCAGGUCGAAGCUGAGCGCGCUGCGCUAACGAAACCGAGCGCUAGCCAUGCUAGAGAAAGCAGCGAGGAAGGAGAAGUCAGCAAUGAUGGUUCGAGUCGCGUUUUUGAGCCUUGCACGAGGUUCCAGACCCCGAAAAGCACAGAGAAAAUUGCGCAUCCCUCCAGCCACCUCGACGCGCGACCAGCCAGGAGCGAUGCCCAGGUCCAACGAAGCAUUUCACCUGAAAAGGUUGCGAAGGUGGCCGCCCGAGCACAAGUUGUGGAAGUCAUCGAUACGAUCACGUCAACCGAAUCGGAAAGACAACGCCAGCUACGAGAACAAAACGAAAAGCUUCGACAGGAUAUACAGGAGCUGAAGCUGCGGCGCGAGGUGAGCAGAGGUCAGAAAGGAGCGGAGCUUGGCGGAGCUUUACAUCUUGACGAUGCGCCACGUACCGCACUCAUACAGAAGGAGCAGCUGACGACGGAGCUUAGCAAAGAGACAAGACAAUCAAGAGGUUUCGAUGCUACCUCGUCUACGCCGCCCAAGCUGCUUCGACGCAAAAGGGAUUACGAUGCUCGAAGCGUCUCGGAGAUCUCGCACGCGCGUCGAUCUGCAUCCGCCGAGGCGAUGGCGGGAAGAGAUCAUCAUCGGCCCGGACCUGAUCCAGCAUCUCACCGACCUAGAGAUGUGCAGACCGAUCGAGCGAUCCAACGCCGGGAGUCUGCAAGAUUUGAACCGCUCUCGCCUGGAGGUUUCAUCCGUCCAGAAGGUGGAGAGACUGGGAAGGCGCGCCGACGUCAAGCUUGGGAUCGACACACGCCCGAAUGGAGGCAUGACACGGGAGCUACCAUGGACGAAGUCGAUCGGUACGGCUAUGAUUCGAGAGAUCGAUGCAGAGAUUCCGCCCCUGAGGCUGAAGACCCUCGGAUGUAUAGACGUAGAAAUGGACGUGAAGAUUGGACAAAUUACCGUCCUCGAUCUCGCUCGCCGAUAAGACAGUCUCAUCGCAUGCGCAAUGCAUGUUGAGUUGGCUUCCUGGUGCUCGCUGCCGUACUGUGGCGAGAGCUGGGGAGGAGGUAAGACGAAGAGCAAGGCAUUGCGCGCUCCCGAAUGGGCUUCUCAAUCACGAAUCUCGCACUACAAGACACGACGUGCAUCCCCGUCCGCGACCGCUCACGUGACGGUGCAUCGUGUCAUACCCUCAUCGCGCUAAAAACAAAAAAAAAAAAUCCAAGAAG